This is a messenger RNA of Cryptomeria japonica (Japanese cedar), 1557 nucleotides long. Its product is annotated as stearoyl-[acyl-carrier-protein] 9-desaturase, chloroplastic. The transcript is spliced from 3 exons. Gene Ontology annotation, molecular function: stearoyl-[ACP] desaturase activity. Lineage: Eukaryota; Viridiplantae; Streptophyta; Pinopsida; Cupressales; Cupressaceae. The record is from RefSeq and is a predicted model, not a curated record. Gene Ontology annotation, biological process: fatty acid metabolic process. Gene Ontology annotation, cellular component: chloroplast stroma. Bases 120 to 1304 code for a protein of 394 amino acids.
ACCAUGGGCAGAAAGCCAAGACGGCCAAUGGGUUUGUAAAUCAAGACCGACUUUCAUUGAACUCCACUAUAAAAAUUGUUUGUGUAGUGCUCGAAAGCAACGCCUCUUAAGAAAUAGCAAUGGCAAUAGCAUCAAGUGGUUCAUGUUUUGUACAGGGUUUAGGCUAUGGCAGGAGGAACAUGGUGUCACCAUCAUGUAAGCAGACCACCAGAAUUUUAAUGGCGGCUACAACUACAUUCCCUACUACCAAAGAAGCUGUGAUGUUGAAAUUUCGUGAGAGCAGUCACGGGCAGGUGAUACAUUCUAUGCCACCUGAGAAGAUUGAUCUAUUCAAAUCUCUGGAGGGAUGGGCAAAGGAUAACAUUUUGCCCCACUUGAAACCCGUGGAAAAAUGUUGGCAGCCUUCUGAUUUUUUGCCUGUUGCUUCCUCUGAGGGCUUUGAAGAUCAGGUGAGAGAACUGCGAAAAAGAGCUAGGGAAUUGCCAGAUGACUACUUUGUUUGCCUUGUUGGGGAUAUGAUUACAGAAGAAGCGUUGCCUACUUAUCAGACCAUGCUCAAUACUCUUGAUGGUGUCCGUGAUGAGACUGGUGCAAGCUCAACCUCUUGGGCUCUGUGGACAAGAAUGUGGACUGCAGAGGAGAACAGACAUGGGGAUUUGCUGAAUAAGUAUCUUUAUUUGACUGGCAGAGUGGACAUGAAACAGGUUGAAAGGACUAUUCAAUAUUUGAUUGGCUCAGGAAUGGAUCCAAGCACUGAAAACAGCCCAUAUCUUGGAUUUGUAUACACAUCAUUCCAAGAGAGAGCAACCUUCGUAUCCCAUGGCAAUACUGCAAGGCAGGCCAAAGAAUAUGGUGACCUGAGCCUGGCUCAAAUAUGUGGCACCAUUGCUGCAGAUGAAAAACGCCAUGAAGCUGCUUACACAAAGAUUGUAGAAAAGCUGUUUGAGAUUGAUCCUGAUGGUGCAAUGCUGGCCUUUGAAGACAUGAUGAAGAAAAAGAUCAACAUGCCUGCUCACUUGAUGUAUGAUGGCCAGGAUAACAAUCUGUUUGACCAUUUUUCUGCUGUUGCUCAGAAAUUGGGGGUCUAUACAGCCAGGGACUAUGUAGAGAUCUUGGAAUUCUUUGUGAAAAGGUGGAACUUGGAGAAAAUAGAAGGACUCUCAAGUGAGGGAAACAGAGCAAGGGAGUUUGUGUGUAAGUUGGCACCUAGACUCAGGAAGCUGGAAAGUAGAGCUGGGACAAGAACAAAGAACACGCAGAGUGUUCCCUUCAGCUGGCUUUUUAACAGAGAGGUUGUCAUAUAGAAAAAUUCAGCUGGUGUGCUCAAGACUUGAAUUCACCUUAUCACUCUGUCAUCAUUAGUGGUGGUGUUGCUAGGAUAAAAUUGAAUGCAGAGAAGUUUGAAAUUGCGUUUGUCCCAAGUUCGUUGUAGAGGGAAUGGUAACAGUAAUUAGUAUUUAAGGUUAGAAGUUAUGCCUGUUGAACUGUUAAUACCAGAUGAUUCUGUAAUUUGAAUUUGAGCUUAGAAAAUAUACAGUAAGUUCAUUGAGCACCCAA